AGCAGAUAAAUUGAGGUCAUAGUUGUCGCCAAAAUUUGCAUCAUGAUGUCGGUCGAUCAUGCUCCUACGGGCGACCCACCUCAAGAAGGAAUAAACAGUGAGGUACUUUCCGUGUCCCGUAUAAUUGGGCAGACUAUAUAAGAACAUCUUCCCAGUUCUGCCAGGAUCGAUGCCGAUAUUCAUCUCUUCCCAAAUUAUCAAAAGAUCAAGAUGAAGCACUCCAUCCUCACAGGCAUGGCAGCCUUGCCAGCAAUCGACGGCCUCCCCAUCACUGCCAACAACGGGGAAUUUUGGAUCGGCAAGCUCACCACAGCGACCUGCCCAUCCUACGACCCUGAUUGCCCGUCCCGAAACACCACCAUCAUCUCUGGUCCCACAUACGCUCAAACUUGGUGGAUGGGUGUCCUUGAAGAGGGUGGCCAACGUAUCUUCACCCCCACCAACGGACAACCAGGCUACUCUGCCGCAGACUCCGACAACUAUACUCCGGCGCGUGUCUCUUACAGCUACACUUUGCAAACUGCAAAUACCACUGAUGGGCGCUUCUUGCUCAAGUACUACACUCGGAACUGGGCUGCCUUUCCUACGGAAGAUGACGGUGUCUGGGCGGUCUAUGCUCAGUCUGCUGGUCCUCAGGGCGCUUCAACCUGUCUGCCUUUCGCUUGGGAGUUGAGGGAGACUACUGCUCCUGCACCACAGUACUACAACUGCGAGGGGUGCGAGUCCCGUUGCAACAACAUAUACGGUACUGGUUGCAAGUAGAUGUUUCAAACUUUUGACGGUGGUUGAAAAUUUACACAAAAGUUGGAUCUAUCAAAACACUACGAAACGCUAUAAGUCUAAGUCUAUGGGUAUAAUGUAAUC
Molecule: messenger RNA, 864 nt
Organism: Aureobasidium subglaciale EXF-2481
Lineage: Eukaryota; Fungi; Ascomycota; Dothideomycetes; Dothideales; Saccotheciaceae
Exons: 3
Coding region: 211-762 (183 amino acids)
Source: RefSeq, a predicted model, not a curated record